AAUUUUUUGACAUUUUGAUACGACGGAAAGGAUUCGGCUUUAAGACCAAAAACCCGGAGAAUCUUUAGCACCGAAAUUCAGCGCCUUGCGUUGUCUUGUCAGAUAAUUCCGAUAUCCGUUGGACAGUUUCUCUCAAAUUCUUAGGGUUAGGGUUCCGAUUUCAAUUUCCAUCUCGUUCGCGCAAUUAGCAGACCUGAGCCCAGCAGCCUGCCGAGAUCAAUCCAACCAUGAAUCUUCCGGAGGAAAUCGAAGAUUACAUCAAAGAGUCGAUCGAUCACUGUUUAGGCCUCCCAGUGUCGGAGCAAACCCUUGAAUUGAAACUCCGUGCGUCUGAGGAGGCUCGAAGGGAACUUCAAGAUCAGUGCUUGCUGUUGCAGUCCAGAUUGAAGGAGAAGGACGAUCAGAUUGAGCUCGCUCGGGGAGAAGCAAGUAUGACUGCUCAGGCACUGAAGAAGUUUGUGGAAGAGAACCAGAAAUUGGCAGCCGAAUGUGUGGAUUUGUUGGCUCAGUGCAAGAAAUGGGAGGGGGAGUGCGCCCUCUAUGACAAAGACAGGGAGGCUUUAAUAGACUUCGGGAACGAGGCUGAUGAGAAGGCCAAGCAGGCCGAGGCUAGGGCUCGGCAUCUGGAGGAGGAGGUGCUGCGUUUAUCGGAUGAGUUGCGCAGCUACAAGCGAAAAUUGGCAGCACACGAGGAUGGUGGACCUGCAGAACGCAGGGUCAUGGAAGAGACUUUACUCGAAUCAGUCUUGGAAAUGGUUAACAAUGGUGGAUUCGUAUCUACUAACUCAUUCUUGGAUGGUGGAAAUGAAUCAUGUCAAAAAUUGUUGAACAUGUGGAACUUCUUAAGACCAGCAACGCAGAAAGUUCUUUCACUAGUUGCAGAGGCAAAGAAACUCGAGAAAGACAGGGAGCAUCUCAGGACUAAUCUCUCUAAAGCUGAAGAGGAGGCCAAAAUGCUCUUCAACGAGAAUAACAUUCUAAAUGAUGAAAACCAAAGGUUACUAAGGCAUUAUCGCAGGGUUGUUGGUUCUGGUGUGAAAAGCCCUGGAACUGCUUCAGCAAAGUCAAACAAACGAAAAUCGAGUACGAAGGUGACUAGCCGUGCCGAUGAGAAGAGACUAGAUUUUGGUGAUGUUGAACCAGUCAGAGCGCCUCUCUCGCCUUUGAAAUGCAACUCUCCAGACAACAGAAUGCAAAAGAGAAUCACUUCUCGAGAUUGAUCCUCUUGAACAUCCUUUUCGAUUUUUUGGGAUAUUCCUUAUAUCCCUAUUGCAAUGUAGUCAUGCAGAGAGUAGGACUUUGUGCCCUCAGAUGUUGCAAAAGUCGGAUUGUAUCUUCGAUUCAGAACUCUAGGAAGUUAGCAUUUUUCUCCUCCUGAAUUUGAGGUGAGGAGGAAUUCUCUUAUCAAAGUGACUGUUCAUUACCA
This is a messenger RNA of Punica granatum (pomegranate), 1426 nucleotides long. The record is from RefSeq and is a predicted model, not a curated record. NCBI's taxonomy places the organism in Eukaryota, Viridiplantae, Streptophyta, Magnoliopsida, Myrtales, Lythraceae.